Molecule: messenger RNA, 1530 nt
Organism: Talaromyces atroroseus
Lineage: Eukaryota; Fungi; Ascomycota; Eurotiomycetes; Eurotiales; Trichocomaceae
Exons: 4
Coding region: 1-1530 (509 amino acids)
Molecular function (GO): glutamine synthetase activity
Source: RefSeq, a predicted model, not a curated record
AUGGCCCCGCCAAGCGAGACCGAGGUCACCCCGGAGAACGUGGCCACGCUCCUUCAAUAUGAUACCAAGGUGAAGGUUGCCGGCGUGGACGCAGAUGGCAUUCUGCGAGGAAAGCUCAUGUCCAAGAAGAAAUUUCUCUCCAUUGCACAAGAUGGCUUCGGCUUCUGCUCGGUGAUCUUUGGCUGGGACAUGCACGACCGCACGUACUUCAAAGAGCUUAGCAUCAGUAACAAGGAGAACGGGUACCGCGACUUACUGGCUGUGCCUGAUCUCGCAUCAUUUAGGAGAAUCCCCUGGGAAGAUAAUGUCCCUUUCUUCCUCGUUAGCUUCUUCGAUCCAGAGACGCGACAGCCGAUCAGCGCUUGUCCGCGGAGUCUGCUCCAGACAGCCGUGGAUAAGCUGGCCCAGUCGGGAUAUAAAGCGAUGGCUGGCGCUGAGUACGAGUUCUAUCAAUUCCGGGCGCCGCAAGAUGGAUCAAGCACCGAGCGAAACUCGUCAGCAACAGCUUCCUUCCUAAAGAACAAUCCAGUCGAAUCGCUUCCUUCGCUCACCGAAGGCAUGUUUGGAUAUAGCAUUACGCGACCUGUACACAACCAAGAGUACUACUACGGCAUCUUUGACGCAUGCGAACAGUUUCGUUGUGAUAUCGAGGGGUGGCAUACAGAGAGCGGACCGGGCGUAUUUGAGGCUGCUUUACAAUUUGGUGAAAUCAAGGAAAUGGCCGAUAGAGCUGGACUUUUCAAAUACGUUGUUAAAUCUCUCGGAAGCAAACACGGAAUCACUCCGGCCUUUAUGGCAAAACCGCGCGAAGGUCUGCCGGGUAAUAGCGGUCAUAUGCAUGUUUCUAUUGUUUCAAAAGACGGUACGAAUUUGUUUGUGCGUGAUACAGCCGACCCAUCUCCGCCGUACCCAGAAGUAGCCUACUUGUCGGAUUUGGGAAGACACUUUCUUGCAGGUCUCCUGGAAGGUCUACCAGAUAUUAUGCCGCUUUUUGCACCCACGAUCAAUUCCUACAAACGGUUAGUUGAAAACUUCUGGGCGCCUGUCACUGUGUCCUGGGGCCUAGAACACCGAGCGGCCUCGAUCCGAUUGAUCUCUCCACCAACAGCCAGCGCCAAGGCAACACGAUUCGAGGUCCGGGUGCCCGGAGCAGAUGCUAACGCGCAUUAUGUCCUGGCAGCAAUUCUGGCAACUGGCUGGAGAGGCGUGGAGAAGAAACUAGAGAUCCCCGUUCCUCCACUAGGUAAGGGUGAAGAUACAGGCGGCGCCAGUGAUAAGGGGGCACGAUUAGCCAAGUCACUCAAGGAGGCAAACGCCAUUUUCCGGAGACCGGGAAGUGUCGCUCGAGAGGUGUUUGGAGAUGAGUUUGUUGAUCAUUUCAGCGGAACGAGGGAGCAUGAAGUCAUCCUCUGGGAGGAAGCUGUUACAGAUUGGUUCGUCGCUCUACUUGGUGGUGGUGGUGGUGUUGUGUUUAGGAUGCUAACCAACCACGUUUGUUGCUUGAUACAGGGAAGUCCGACGGUAUAUUGA